Molecule: messenger RNA, 1281 nt
Organism: Rhodofomes roseus
Lineage: Eukaryota; Fungi; Basidiomycota; Agaricomycetes; Polyporales; Fomitopsidaceae
Product: proline iminopeptidase
Exons: 3
Coding region: 64-981 (305 amino acids)
Biological process (GO): proteolysis
Molecular function (GO): peptidase activity
Source: RefSeq, a predicted model, not a curated record
GUCCUAGUGUAUCACGCUGCCACUUGCCUCACCGGCCACGUACAUCUUGAUCCCUAGUACAGGAUGCCGGUACCCGUCACAGAGGGUUUCGCCCCGCUCAGUGUCCCGGGCGCGGGGAAGCCGUGUCAGACAUACUACAAGAUCUUCGGGGAGGUGAAGUCGGGCGUGACCCCGCUCAUCGCUCUCCAUGGCGGUCCGGGAGCAACGAUGAACUACCUGCUCUCAUUGGCCGACUUGGCCGAGCCCCCGUACGACAUUCCUGUCGUGCUAUACGACCAGGUGGGUUGUGGAGGUUCGACACUGCUGCCGGAGAAGGCCGGAGAUGUGGACUUCUGGACCGUCCAGCUCUUCGUGGACGAGUUCCAUAACCUCAUGAAACAUAUUGGAAUCGAGACUUACGAUGUCCUGGGACAUUCGUGGGGCUCGAUGUUGGGGCUGGAAAUUGCUGUGAGACAGCCAACUGGUCUCAGGAGGCUCAUUCUAUCGUCGGGUUUGGCUUCGAUGAAGCUGUGGGAGGAGGCGACGCGUAAACUCCUCAACACUCUGCCACCAGACGUUGUGGAGACCAUCAACAAACACGAGCGCGCUGGAACUUUCGACUCGCCAGAGUAUGCCGAGGCGAUGGUCGCGUACAACCAGCAAUUCGUUUGCCGACUUGACCCAUACCCACCGGAAGUAUUGGCAACGUUCAAGGCAUUGGAGGACCCAACUGUGUAUGGUACCAUGGAAGGCCCUUCGGAGUUCACCAUCACUGGGAGCCUAAAGACAUGGAAUAUCACACCUCAGUUACCAAAGAUCACUGUCCCGGUCCUCAUAACGAACGGCGCGUACGACGAGGCCGCGGACAGCGUGAUAGCACCUGUCUGGAAAGCGUUGCCUCGAGUCAAAUGGUACACCUUCCCGGACAGUUCGCACAUGGCCCAAUGGGAGGAGCGAGCGAAGUUCAUGCAGGUCAUAGCAGGUUAUGUAAAGCUAGAGUGAAACGCGUUCAUGUGGUGUUCAUGAUAUCACAAAACCAUGACUACUACUCACUUAUCAGUGUGUAUAGAGAUGCUCCUCGACGUGCCAGAGGCACGCACCUGGGACCCCUCUCGAACGUGAUACUUGGCCAAUACCCUUCCCCGCUCGCUAUCGGCAGUCCAUAACGUCAGAGGAUCACUUUCAAUACGACAUACAGUAUAUAAUACAUGUCGAGGAUACAUUCGCACCUGAUUAAUUGGUACGCCCGCAAAAUACGCGCAUGGCAUCGACGUACAGUCCAUAUGUAUGAUCCAAGCACAA